UUAAAAGAUGUGGAAGGGCAGCAGGUGCUGGAAGGACAAGAAGAGCUGCCUGAGUGCAAUACUAGAAGUAAGAGCAAUCCGCCGAACCAACCACAACCUGACGUACCGUCUGGUGGUGGUGCCAUAUCAUCAAAUUCCAAUUCUCACAGCGACGAAUGUGUACGCGAUGAAAAUUUUGGUGACGAAAGGCUACAGACGAGUGCACAAACAGGGCAAUUUGCUCGAUCGACUGAAGACGAUAGAGUGCAUCAAGCAGGCCAGCAAGGCCUAAAAGAACACGAUAAAAAACUUAAUGAAGAAAAAGCUCACUUACCCUUGCAAAGUACCAAUGAAUAUGCACCAACAGCAACAUCAUCACCACCAACACCAGCAGCAGCAGCAGCAUUGCCGAGCCACGCCUCAGCCAACAUUCUAAUGGGCUCGUCAAACAUUGAGAGGAGCAUAACAACAGAAUGUGCUAAGCAAAAUGAUGACAGCGAAAAAGAUGACAGACACUCGCAUGUUCACUCGAAUAAAAACCACACAAAACACUUGAAUGAAGGCCAAGCCGACGACGGCAGUGCGGUGGCAGCCCACGACAGCCGAGAGAUUGACGAAUGCUUGAGCCAGGAAAACUUAAGCAGUGCGGUUGAGCCUUGUCCAGCAGCAUCGCUUGUGUCUGUUCUAUCGGAGCAGAGCACUAAUCUCUUGAAAGUGGACGACCACUCAAUUGAAACACAGCAGCUUUCUGNAGGGGAUCUGCCUAAUCUAGCUGCUGUUGAUAGCACAACAGAGUUGGUCCGUCGUUCAAGUGUGCAUCUCGAUACUAGAGCGUUUCUUCUGUCUCGGCCGGUGUUGCCGCUGUCACGAAGUUCGUCUGCAUCUGGUCUGCUGGAACACCCGUCACCAACUCGGGUCGUCACUAUCAGCUCUAGAAAUUCGCCAACUUUCGAGUACUCUAGAGUACGCCGAGUGGAAUCUGCUCAUUGCAUUCACAAAUCAGAUUCUACUAGCUCACUGAAUAAAUUCACUACGAAACUGUUGGAUACACCUCCUAGUGCCCGCAGACAUCGAACGAAUAUUAUCGAGCUGAGCGCCCUGACUUCGUCUGCUUCAGCCUUGUUCUGUACGGCUGACCUGUCAUCACCCCUGAAUUCAGUGGAACCUCUUAAAUCGUCUGCGAUGCGAUACGGUACGGAUAUGAGUUACCGUUCUCGGCUUGCUCGUCGAGAUGAUUCAAAUAACCUGGUUGGCGGCGCUCUCACAUCCGACUCGGCUACCGAAAAGCAGCAGUUUUUGUGGCCGCGGAUGGGAUUAAGUGAUAUCCGAGAUCUGGGCGAUUCGAACGCUCGCUGCUGUAACUUGCAAUCGAGAACCCCGAUUCGCAAGUCGGUUACGUCGACAGGUUUCGAAGGGUUUUCAAACGGUGCGUCCGUACACCAUCACAACGGUUUGCUUAGUAAACGCAGAAUUCUACCGACUUGUCCAAAUGUUGCGGAACGGGGAGCACUCCUCAGCUCCUACAACCACUACGAUGCUCGCUCAUGUCUGGAUACAAACCCUGACCAAACCUGA
Messenger RNA from Anisakis simplex (herring worm), 1554 nucleotides. The record is from the annotation of a GenBank genome assembly. NCBI's taxonomy places the organism in Eukaryota, Metazoa, Nematoda, Chromadorea, Rhabditida, Anisakidae.